AUGGUCAUUCUAACACUUCUCAAAGGAUAUAACUACCUCGGAACACCUACGGUCAACCAAUGGGUCAAACCGCUUAAACUUGGUCAACCGGGCUUGCGGGGCCCACAACCUCCGAUCACAAAUCCGGGAGUUCCUAAAGAGGUUUCCGAAAGAGCUCUCGAAAGUUUACUAAAAAAUUGUCCAACACCGCUUGUUUCGUGGCUGAUUUCGGCGACCACAACGACGGAUCAAGGCUGGGACCGAUCGGGAAUCGAAGAGGGAAGUAAGGCGGUUCUAUCGGGACCAGUGCCACCAAGAACAGAGGCAUGUGGUGGUGGAGGUCGAGGAGAGAAGUUGGCUGGUCGUAAAGCUUCUGAGGAGGAAGAAGAAAAUCUGGUAUUUGAUUUUCAAAACUUGCGGUUACCGCAAACCGCAAAGUAUAGCCGCACGGAUGAUGAGGUUGAAUUCUACAGGGAAAUUGAACAUAUGACAACUUAUAACAUUGGUGCUCAAACAACACAACGGGGUUCUUCAAAUCCACUCACCACCAACACUUGA
Prunus armeniaca (apricot) is the source of this 537-nucleotide messenger RNA. The record is from the annotation of a GenBank genome assembly. Lineage: Eukaryota; Viridiplantae; Streptophyta; Magnoliopsida; Rosales; Rosaceae.